Molecule: messenger RNA, 1317 nt
Organism: Paramacrobiotus metropolitanus
Lineage: Eukaryota; Metazoa; Tardigrada; Eutardigrada; Parachela; Macrobiotidae
Exons: 3
Coding region: 465-1145 (226 amino acids)
Cellular component (GO): extracellular region
Molecular function (GO): chitin binding
Source: RefSeq, a predicted model, not a curated record
ACAGUUUUUUCGUUAGUGAUGCACAACAAAAAUACUCGUGUUCGUUCCUUAACGUUUAACCCAGGGUGGUAGUUUUAGUGGAUAUUGGAUAAUCACCCAUUUCCCAUAAAAUAGAAGCGCCGUACUGUUAUAUCAAAACAUGUGACAAAUUCAGCAGAAGCCAUUUGUAGAGCGUUUAAAUUUUUUUCCUCGGUUUUUCGUGGAUUUGUUUGUUAUAUCUGCUGUGCGCCUUAUCCCAAUUAUUGAGAGUGCUCCCGCCGUACUCCACAUUUUUUAAUUACGUUACCAUCAAGUGCAUUAAAGCGCAAUAUAAUAAUCCUUCUCCGCUAGGUAGAUUGUGUCGGUUCACAGUGGAUCCAGAAAUGCCUGCUCUGGUUAUAAUCAUAAAUAAUUCCGUGCAUUAGAGCUGAUGCCGGUGUAGAGUCGCUACAGAGAAACGAUCGCGAAAGAGCGCGUAAAUUCAGAUGAUUAGUAUGGAACCGCGCUUUAUUGCCGUCGUCUGUGGCAUUUUCGCAGUAUGGAGUAUCACCGCGACAUUGGUUGUUGGUCAAACACGCCCACAGAUACCCGGCGUCUGGGACGCCAUAAAUCAACUGCGUGGUAAACCGGCGUUAUCCGUGGAGGACAUUCAGGAGUUGUUUUACACUGUCCAACCCGGCAUUGAUUUUCCUGUGUACAGCGAUAUACCGGACACCGGUUUUUCCUGUAGUUCCGUUCAUCAAGCGGGGUUUUAUGCUGACGUUGCGACACACUGUCAGGUUAUUCGUCGCUGUGAUUUGGACAAUAUCUUAUACAGUUACCUUUGUCCAAAUAUGUCGAUUUUUAACCAAAUUACCCUGACCUGCGAUUGGUGGUUCAAUGUUAAUUGCGAGAAAUCCAAGGAAUUUUAUGACUAUUCCAAUUCCCGACUGUAUCAAAGCGACACCGUUCCACUGCUGGACAAUCAAGAUGAUUAUCGGUCUCAGGUCGCCAUGCCUCUGAUCAUCACAAAAAGCGUAUCCAAGGCUGCACCUCAGUAUGGAUUUUCCAUUGGGAUCAGGUCGGCUGCGAGUGCGAGUUCGGAUUCCCACUCACCGUACACUGAUGGGAACGCCGAUGGGUCACCGAAGAAGAAGAGAGUUCGACGUCUUCGAAAACGAAAUUAAUAAACUAAUGAUAUGUUUUAGUCUCUUAAAUACUGGCUGCCAGCUUCUCUGUUGCAGUACUACCUGCCUGUGUGGAACAACAGUGUAAUUUGCGAAUGCCCAAAUUGCCUGAGCACUAUGAAGCCGUGACAGUUUACCGUCCAGCAUGGUUUUGUAACAAAACUUAUCAGAA